AUGACACAAUCACAAGUUUCAAGACAAAUUGCAAAGUCAUUUCAAUCGGUUGCGUCGACUGAUGGUGAUGGCGCACGCGUAUACAGAUCCAUUGGUACACCACAGCUACGCAACUUUCAUCCUUUUCUCAUGAUGGAUCACUUCAAGGUUGGUAAAGGUGCUGGAUUCCCCAAUCACCCACACAGAGGGCAAGCAACCGUUACUCUCAUGCUCAAAGGUACAUUCAAACAUGGUGACAAUCAAGGCCACAGCGGCUAUAUACAUGAAGGAGAUGUACAAUUCAUGAAGGCUGCUUCUGGUUUGAUUCACAGCGAAAUGCCUGUACAAGAUAAGCCAACCGACCCUAUCCCAGAAGGUCUUCAACUCUGGAUCGAUCUUCCUGAGGCAGACAAGAUGUCUGCGCCUGAAUAUCAAGAGUUGACAGAUGGUCAGAUUCCUCGCGCUUAUCCACACGGUCAGGAUGGGAACGUGGUGGUUAAAAUACUCAGCGGUGAAUCGUACGGGGUUUCCUCACCAGUGAGACAAUGUGCAGGAUGCUGGUAUUUCCAGGUAGAUUUGAAAGAGAAGGGCGCAACGUACUUCCAAGCCAUACCAUCAAAUUGGAACACAUUCGCAUACAUAAUUAGUGGUACAGCUAAGAUGGGCAAUGGAGAAAAUUUGGCAGCUCACAGUACGAUAACAUUUACAAAGCAACAAGAGCAGAAUGGGAUAGAAAUCGAAGCAAAAGAGAGUGGCACUAGCUUGGUUGUGGUUGCAGGUGAGCCAUUGAAUCAAAAAGUGAUUCAAUAUGGGCCAUUCGUCUUGUCCAAGGAGGAAGAUAUCUACAAGGCUUUCGAGGAUUAUCAAUUGGGAAGGAAUGGGUUUGAGAGAAGGAAUUUGGUGGAUGAGUGA
Wallemia ichthyophaga EXF-994 is the source of this 891-nucleotide messenger RNA. Its product is annotated as Pirin-like protein. The transcript has 2 exons. The record is from RefSeq and is a predicted model, not a curated record. NCBI's taxonomy places the organism in Eukaryota, Fungi, Basidiomycota, Wallemiomycetes, Wallemiales, Wallemiaceae. Bases 1 to 891 code for a protein of 296 amino acids.